GGAUCGUAUGAGAAGUGGCCGAAAUGAUAUGGAACGCGGGGGGAAUGGUUUCGCUGGUGGGCGAAACAUCAUGGACAAAAAGUUUGGUGACCGCCAGAACAUUGGUGAAUCUCUGUUGUUCGCAGCUUUCUUAAAGAUGAACUUUCCGUCAGCUUUUAAAAGGCUAGGACUCGAAAAGAAGAUGGAAAGGGCUAGAAAACUUGAUAGAUGGUGAAUGUGUAGCACGCGCUAUACUUUUUGAUAUCCUCGAUCCUAAUGUGACAU
Molecule: messenger RNA, 264 nt
Organism: Cylicocyclus nassatus
Lineage: Eukaryota; Metazoa; Nematoda; Chromadorea; Rhabditida; Strongylidae
Source: the annotation of a GenBank genome assembly